Molecule: messenger RNA, 468 nt
Organism: Gongylonema pulchrum
Lineage: Eukaryota; Metazoa; Nematoda; Chromadorea; Rhabditida; Gongylonematidae
Source: the annotation of a GenBank genome assembly
AUGACCGCAGCAGAUGUGAAUUUGAUUGAAAUUGUAGAACCAUUGGAUGUAGAGGAUAUAUUGUCACAACGAAAAAACAGCUCCACAAUUUAUGAGCACUCUGCAAGUAACAGUAAUUUAAGAAGGGUUGCUGAAUUCCCGGUUGAUGAUGUUGAAGUGCGCCUUGUACAUCGCGAUCAGCAAACUGUUGAGUCGCCAGUUCCAGCAAAUCUUUCAAGUUGCAGCGUUGAUCCGGUGGUACGUGAUAUGAUACGAACGUACAGUGAUGACUUCUCGUUGGUGCACAGGAAAUAUCAGCAAUAUUCAAGCGGCGAUGCCUACGUACGUUUACUCACGGAAAGACCGAUUAUCGCCCAAACGGCACAAAAACAAAUCUACGAAGUGGAUUCCGAACGAACGGUCGGGAGAAGUGUUAGUACGGCUGGCGAGGAACAGAUGAUGUAUGUUUAUGUAAAAAUUAAGAGCUAA